CGGCAGCAGCAGCAGCAGUAGCUGUAGCGCAACUAUUAUCAACUCAAUUUGAAUAAAUUCGCUCGUGACACAAAAGUAAAGAAGGGGAAAACGCUGAAAUUCCCACCUUAAAUUAAAUAAGCAAUGAGUUUGUCUCGCAAAAAAAUGAAGGGGAGAGGGGGGAUGGGAAGACAGAAAUAAAAAGGUUCGGGGCGGUCGCACAAUUGGCACUUGAAAGGCAUCAAGAUACAAUGGCAAUAACUGCAGCAGCAGCAGCAGCAGCAACAGCAGCAGCGGCGGUAAACAAGCUAAACAAGUAUUGCUGUGCCGAGAAGCAGCAGCAGCAACAGCAGCCGCAGCAGCAACAGCAACAUCAGCAGAUAAAAGGCAGACAAAAGGCACGAGAUGUGAGAGACGUCUAGGGUUGCUGCUGUGCCGCCACUGCUGCCCCUGCUGCAUGGGAAUUGAAUUCCAUUCAAAAGACGGCAGCAGGCUGUUUGUCAUACUUGCAACAGCAACAACAGCAGCAACCAAACCAAGCAUGGCCAAGAAGCAGAACCCAGUGAAAUGGCUUACAUGCAUUUCACUGCCUCUCCGCCAGCAGGCGUGUUGAGGUGUGUUGAGAUAGCAUCUUGCAUAAAAUUACUGCCAGUGGUAGGAGCAACAUCAGCAUCUCCACCAGCAGCAGCAGCAGCAAGAGCAACAGCAGAAGCAGCAGGAGCAGGAGCAGCAGCCACCAGCGACGUGGUUGCCUGAUGCUAUGCCACUGAUAGCCUCGAAAUUGUUGGCAGUUGCAAUUUGCUGUUUGGAAUUUUAAGCGAGCCAACAAUGAAGUUCAAACCAAAGUGAGGGAAAGACAAAAAAAAAAAAAAAAAAAAAGAUAAAAAGCAAGGGAACCCAAAGGAUGAAAGCCAGCGGAGCCCGACAGCAACAUCAUUCUCAUGCUCAUCAGCAAAAAGUUUAACCCGUCACUGGUUUCGAUUUUCGAUUGCCUUUAAAAAAGAUUCGAUUUUCGAGACAAAGGAAGUCUCUACAUUGUUGCAACUCAAAUUGGUUUUACUCACAGUUUUUGGAAUAGCAAUUUGUCAUGUUCGCAUAAUGCGGAUAAACUUUUUGGAAAUUGGACUUUUCUGCUUGUUU
Drosophila simulans is the source of this 1119-nucleotide messenger RNA. RefSeq names its product probable E3 ubiquitin-protein ligase IRF2BPL (gene Tango8). NCBI's taxonomy places the organism in Eukaryota, Metazoa, Arthropoda, Insecta, Diptera, Drosophilidae. The coding region runs from base 231 to 401 and encodes 56 amino acids. The transcript has a single exon. The record is from RefSeq and is a predicted model, not a curated record.